This is a messenger RNA of Seminavis robusta, 435 nucleotides long. The record is from the annotation of a GenBank genome assembly. Lineage: Eukaryota; Bacillariophyta; Bacillariophyceae; Naviculales; Naviculaceae.
AUGACCUCCGCUGCAGCUCCUAAUCAGUCUCUGUUUUUGGUGAUUGUCGGGAAGAAUGAACCACUUUAUGAAGCAGAGUUCUUGAAAAGAGGCGCUGCACCAAGCUCUGACGCCGUCACGAGACAGAACUACUUUGUACUGCACUCGGGGUUGGAUCUGGUGGAGAACGUUGCGUGGACGACCAAUCAAAUGUUCCUGAAAGUGGUUGACAAGGUCAAUCAUCAACAAGUGUCGACUUUCUUGACGGCUGGAAACAUUAAAUUUAUGUUGUUGCAUGGGGGCAAAAAUGAAGACAGCAUCAAAAACUUCUUCCAGGAAGUCUAUGAGCUUUACGUGAAGGUUUCCAUGAACCCUUUCUACCGGUACGAUACUCCAAUUACAUCCUCUUCAUUUGAUGCGCGGGUGAGAGCUGUUGCACGCAGGUAUCUCUUAUGA